Molecule: messenger RNA, 8024 nt
Organism: Anopheles funestus (African malaria mosquito)
Lineage: Eukaryota; Metazoa; Arthropoda; Insecta; Diptera; Culicidae
Gene: Sptz
Exons: 5
Coding region: 793-7569 (2258 amino acids)
Biological process (GO): regulation of cytokinesis; mitotic cytokinesis; double-strand break repair via homologous recombination
Cellular component (GO): midbody; lysosomal membrane; centrosome
Molecular function (GO): metal ion binding; phosphatidylinositol-3-phosphate binding
Source: RefSeq, a predicted model, not a curated record
CGACAACUUCCGCCAACCUUCCAUCUUCGAACAUUAAAUUGCCCAAUUUUCAAGGCCAAUGGUGCGAUUUUAAACGAGAACGUUUGUAAUAUAGCACACUACUUUCACCAUCGCUGUUUGGUUUUGGGACAGGCGGCAACAUACCGAAACCUAUCCAGUUCAAGCUUGAUGAUGAAUGGAAAAUGUAAUGUUAUGAUUUGUCUGCAUUUAAUCGAUGUUGUGGGUUAAAAAUUUCACUGAAAGGAACUUAAUUUGCUUUCCAUCCUAACUGGAUGCAUUUUUCAAAGAAUAUAAUGUUUCCUAUUGUUUCCAAUUAGAUCUUGUUGAAGUUUUCAUACAACAGAUGUACACACGUGCACACACACACUCGCACAUUUUGAAAUUUGCUUGACGUUCAAUGCAAAUAUAAACAAACAUUAUCGCCAGUGGAAGAAGGAACAACAAUCUUUCAGUAGAAACAUGUUAAUAACAUUUCCUAUGUACGUUACAUUGUGGAAUACAAGAAACGAAUAAAAUCUCGAAAUAGUGAGCACCAUUUAUAUACAUUACUUCAAUAGUCCUAGAUCAUUCCACACACCAACAAAGUUGCGCAAAUCUAACCAUGAACUAAAGUGUCAAAAAGAAGAAGAAUAAGAAAAGGAAUAACACUGACUCAACAAUAGUGAUAUCAGCUGUUUCCAAUCCGAAAGCCUAGAACGCGUUCCCAUUGCGAUCGCGAUCUCAAACUAGUCCGGCACAUCGUAUGCACUACAAGUGAAGUGAAGUGAAUUAUGUGUGCAAUCGUUUAGCAAGAUGGAAAAUUUUAACGAAUACUGGGAGCUGUUCAUUGAUAAGAAGGAUUCAAUUGCAAAGGAAAUAAUAGCGUACUACAAAACUCUUGACGAUCAUGAAGAUGGAACCGAGCUGUCCGAUCAAUGUCGUAAAUUCUUUCGGAAAAACAUGAUCCAAAAUCCAUACCCAACGUGCCAACUGUUAAAGCUUCUGGCUAUGUCGAAAAUAUCGAGCAAAAACAGCAUCAUCUACGAGAUCGCAACGGCAGCCGUGUUGGAAGCUUUUGAGCAGAAAGAUCAGCAAAUCGAUCGGAACAAAUGCUACAACAUUCUUGCAAAUAGUUUGCUGUCAAUUAAAGCAACGAACAGCAUAAAAAUGUGCGUUUUGAAGGCGCUGGAGAAGAAAACCGUAGAUCUUGAGAUGUUAAUGCUCGCGAUUUUUUCAAGGAAAAGUGUCAAAUUCAUAGUUCAUCUGCUUCCCGAAUUGGUGGCGCCGCUGCAACAGCAACAGGCAUGGGAUGCAUUCGAUGGGAAGCGGCACUUUUUCAAUGCAAUGCUACAAAACAACGGCGCGCUUCCAUGCUCUGCGCUUCACGCAAACUACAUACGGUUCAUUGAACAGGUUUGGCUGGCAAAUAGUGAUGUGGGUACAUGUUCAUCCGCUGUAGAACAGAUGACACCGCUGCCCAUCGAUAAAUCGUACCUUACUGCCUAUCUGCUAGAAAUGCAACGCUGCUACCAGAUACAGAAAGUUCUGCAUUUCGACCAGGCUCUACUACCACCGAAGGAUCUUUCCCAACAUGCGACGGUGAUGAGUAUGAUGCUGCGUGCCAAAGUGGAUCUUAAUGAGGCCGAUUUUGCAAAGCUGCUUGCUGUGAUAAGAACGAAUCGGGCACUAAACGAACAGAUAAUGGGCCUGACGGUUGAAGCUUCUGCAGUGGAAAGUUCUGAAGUGAUGGCGCUGUUGCAAAUGCAAUCCAUAUUCAUGCUGUACAAAGCAAUAAACUCAGCCGCUGCGUCACCGGAAAGUGCCCUUAUCGCUACAAACAAUCUCGACACACAGCUAAAGUAUCUGCUCAAAGAAAUGGACAUGGAAACGUUCAUGCAAACGGUAGAAUCCAUCUUCACGAUGCUAUUUGUGCGUGGGGAACUGGUUUCCACCGAACCAAAUGCGACAGAACGGAAGCAUUUUCUGUGCAGCGUCCCACUGCUUGCAACAUUAACGUCUAGCUUGAAGUCGAUCUUGAUAGCUAGGAAACAUUCGGCCACCUAUCAUGAUACGAGCGAAAUGCUUAAGCAACGCUUUCAAACUCUCUUCGAUCUUGUCACCGACGUUUGCUGGCGCUUAUCACUGUUUGACGAGCAUGCUGCGUCUCCCGAAGCGACCCCACCUGACCCGGAAUGCGUUCGUAUGCUUCAGCUUAUCGAUAUGCCACCGGUACCGACAUCGCUGACACACAUUUCCGAAACCUACUGUGAAUCAUCUUCGUCUGGCAGUGCAAAAUUGUUCCGCAGCGUUGAAUCGAUCGCUGCCAUGGAUGUUGCCAACGGUCAACGGCAUCGAUACGGAUACUAUGGAACGUUGCCGAAGCAUAAAUCUUCUCGCCGACAGACACGCCAUCCCCUAACGGCAACCGCCGUAUCGAGCAAUUCGGGAGGUAGCAAUAAGGAUCUUCAACGUCAAGGAUCACUAUCGGUUGAUACGAAAACCGAAUCGAUCGCGUAUGGUCGUACCGCAGCGGAUGGCGAACUUGCCGGGGGCAGCACGCGCAGCAUUUUAUGGCACAAAACAAACUUCACGAAGCUGUUUGCAACGCCCGAAACGCUCGCUGUCGUUUGCCUUACCAAUAGCAAGAUGAGCUUUGCGAAACAAAUUAUCGAAACGCACAACCUGCAAGAUCAACCCGUGGGGAAACUCGUGGAGCGAAUUGAACAGAUGCAAACGCUCAAGAACGAUUUGGCGAUGUUAAUCAAAAAGAACGAACAGAAGCAAGAGAUGGCACUGGGUUUUGGUGGAACACAAUCGAGCGACAGCAAUAGCGAUGUGCUGUUGGACGAUAUACGACACAAAACGGCAAUGGGUUUUGAAAUAUCAAAAGUAUUAAGCACGCUCGAAACGUUUCUAAAGUCGCAACCAAUUGGCACGGAGGAUGUUCUCGCACCGAUGGAUCGAUUCGUAUCCCGGUACCCUUUCCUCGGUAUUCUAACCGGGAAAAAUUUACAACUUAGCCAAAUCGUAGACAUUAUCGUUAAUUUACCCUUUAACUACGAGCUGAAUCUCGCCAUCUACAACUUUUUGUUAAAAAACUCCCACCACAUGACGCACAUGGCCUCGAGUAUGAUGUCCAGCAGCAUUGCGGGUCAUGGUGGCGAAACGUCACAAUGGAUUGGUAAUUACGUUUCCUUUUUUGGGACGAUCAUGGACACGCUCCAGAUCUCCCACAAGACAGCACGGGCUAGAUUAAGUUCGGCAGACUUCAAGCUUACCAUUAAUGAGUUACUAUCGCGAGAAGUGUGCCCGCUGGACACGGUGGAAAAUGGAAUUGUGCUGAAGAGACGGGCACGGUUUUACCGCAUGAUUGAGCGUUGUGACGAGCUGGAAGAUGCGCAUAAUCUGAACCGAACUUUUGCACUGCUCACGGAAAGUGGUUCUGCAUCGUUGGCCAAAGUUAAGCUGUACAUGGAACAUUUGACAAAGUUACUGCAAUCGCUGCUAUCCAGCACAAGGCAAGACACCGAAACUGAUAAUCUCAAUCUUACCGAAGUAAAUCAUCUUAUUCAAACAGACGUACAGAAGCUAAUGUUGGAGCGAUUGGCCGAAAAGCGUGUAUCAUUUGCCGCCCUGGACACACUCGGCAGUAUGUUGGGAAUCAAUCUCGUGCAAACGAUAGGGAAAAGGAUUCUUGAACCAAAAGAUGAACCUGCUGAAAUGUUUCACACUAUUGACGGCUUAUGGGAAUUUAUUGCAAGCAAAAGCGAGCUCUUGUGCCAACUAUGCAAGGUUGAAGCUGACUGCUUUAAGCCAGUUAACAGUUCUCAGUCACUGAUCGUUAAUUACAGCGAACUGAUCCGGGCUGCUGGCGAUCUGAACUAUUUACCAAACGGAUGUAGCUGCAUUCGCACUUCUAGCUCAGUUGUUUCACAAACCAAACUGUUCCCGUUGGACGCUUACCGUCCUUGCUGUAUGCUACAGCAAAAGAAUGGAAAAUACUACACCCAGGUAGAAUCUGUUAUGCUUGCGGCGAAUGCUUCAAUGGAACAGAAGGCACUCGCUUUGCUCGCGAACGUCGAUGAGUUUGCGGUGGCAAACGAAUGGAUAAGCGCAUCCGAGCAUCUGUUGGCAGCAAUUCCGAAAAACCUCGAGCCUCAGGAACAGCCCGGAAUAAUGCCCGCAACGCGCCAACAGCUGCAACAGAAGGCAAACGAACUUCGAACGUAUCUCCAGAUCGGUACCAUUCUGCAACUUUCGACUAAUGAUAAUGACCCAACCCAAGCUGAUGGUGAUGGGUGGCGAAAGGCGCAACAAUUUUCCACCGAAAAUAAAAGCACCGUCCUGCAUCAACUGAUCGAGCAGGGCGAGUAUCGGGUGUGUGCCGAAUGGAUCAAGUUGCACCCGAUCGAUGCAGAAGCGGAGUUGGAAAUGUUCAUCUACGCCGUCCAUAAAGUGUCGACAGCGUCCACGCUAGUGAUGAUCCCAACCGACCCACAGGACAGUGACGUACCGAUAGUGUGGCUGUUUCGUAUCAUCGAAACAAUGCCCAUUGAAGCGGUGGUCAAGUUGUACGAAACGAUCAUGCUCAACAUUAGGAGCGUUGCAGUGGUUCGUUACAUGCUGGAGUACUUGCAGCGUUACACCACGACGAAACCGCUGUACCAAAAGUAUCAGCUGUCGCUGAAAAUCUUUGAACACUUGGCGCGCGAAGAGUACGAUGGGCUGUGGAAUCUGGCCAGCCGCCCGUUACUGAUCAUCGAACAGUGUUUGAUGAACUCGCGGCUAGAGUUGCUGGCAGCGGUAAUGCGAUCGAUCCGAGGACUGCUCGUGACGGAUGUUUGUGCACGCUGUUACGAGCACAGGGAGUACAUACGCGAUCUGCACGAUGCUGUACAGGGUGGUCCAGAGGAGCAACCGCACACGGCGGGUGUGCGCCGUUAUCCCGUUCACGAUGGGCUGUUCAUCAGCCACGAAUGUGUCGACUGUCUGUUGCGCGUGUAUGCCGGGAAAGCGUUGGAGUAUAAGGUGUUCCCGGAUGCGAUUUCCUCUUCAGGCGCGUACGCCGACGAUCCGGCACACACGCUGGGUGCAGUAAGCCGUGUGUCGAGCUACGAUUCACUCAGCGAAGUCGAUCAACCGUUCGUAAUGCCGAAAGAAAUACCAACGCGCGAUCGUUGGGUAAAGGAUGAAGAGGCCCUGCACUGUAUGUGUUGCCGCAGGACGUUUUCGAUGCUGAACCGUCGACAUCAUUGCCGCCGGUGUGGGCGCGUUGUGUGUCACUCGUGCUCGAAGAAAAAACUACGUUUGCAAAGCUUUUACGAGGACGUUGCUGUGCGAGUGUGUGACGAUUGCUGGCAGAAUCUGGCGGGAACACAGGCGAAAGACGCGCAGUUGGAAAUGGGAACAGCGGUACCGAGUGGAACACAGUCCCGUACGUCCGACCAGUCCGGUAGCCAGUUCGAGUGGCAACUGACCGGUAACGAGCGGUACGAUAAUGUGAUCCGGGAUGAGUACAGCUACGAGUACGCACCGUCCACGAACCAAUGUUUGGCGAUCAGCAAUUUGCACACGGCAAACGAAGAGAUGGCCAGCUUCCUGCUUUACCACUGUGCCAAACUGGAAGCACUCUUGCGUCCGCUUCAUCCCGGCGUACCGAAUCCCGAGAUCGAUUACGCACUCGUCGCACGGAUGCUGCUAAACCUGACGCUCGGCGUGAAGGUGCGUGGUGGCGGCGCGGAAGUGGAAAAGAUGAAGGAACAUGCCGAAAUUAUACUGUCGAUCGUACACGACAACUGUGAGUCGCUGCUGCUACACACACCAUCGAUGACCAAUCAUGGAAGUUUGCGCAAGCUGCGCGAUGCACUGGUGAAGGCAGAGAAGUGGACGCUAGCGCUGGAACUGUCGCUCAAGUGUGGCUUCUCGCUGAACGGUGUAAUGGCCGCAUGGGGAAUGGCAUGCUUGCGUGCCGGUUGCUACGACACGGCAAGAGAAAAGUUUUCCCACUGUUUGCCGCGCGUUGCAACCGAAGCCGAAUGUGAAGCGGUGCUGCGUAUGAUCGAGAUGCCACCGGUGAUGAUCUACGCUAGCGCUACGAAAGUGCCGAUCGUAAAGCGUCCUACACGAUGUCCUCCACUGCUGAACGAAAUUCUGUACGCGCUAACGUACACAGCCCGGCUUGGGGCACCUUCCGAGCGUGUGACCGCGCGGGUAAAUGCGGCAAGACAGGCAACGGUUGGCAGUAUCGGAGGAUCACACGAACCGGCAUUAAACAUUCUCAGUACGCUUGCCAACUUGCGCCACAUCUGUCAGGGUGAGUUCGAUGGUGAUAUACCCGGACCGAAUGCUGAACGGCUGGCACGCAACGAUAGUGCGUCACUCAUGUGCAGCCGAUUGUUUGAGGAAGCAAUGCACUACCUGCUGGCGUACGGAUCGCACCAAAGUGUGGUACAGUUUCUGAUGCGCUACCAGCAAACGGAAGUGGCAUCGCUCCGCUACAUACUGGCGCAGCGUGUCGAUCCGGAUGUGUUUCUGCACGCGAUUCUGCUGCCCUAUCUGCAACGUGGCGAGCUGGAAACGGUUGUGCAGCGGUUGUCCGACAUCGACGAUACGCUGCUCGAGUGGCGCGAACACAUACGGUACGCGUGUCGCUAUCUCGAGACGAACGACAUGCUGAACAGCUUGUACAGCUUGCAGCUACUGCUGAAGGAUCCCAUACGGGCAAGCAUGACCUGCGUGCGCUUCUACACGAUGGGCUGCCGUACGUUUACCGAUUUGCACGCAUCCGAACAUCAUCUAAAGACGAGUGUUUCCCAUCUGCAGAACGAACUGGAACUAUGUAACUGGCAAGAGGUGCGCCUUAACAGCACCAUCGAUACGCACCAUUCGCUGCUGAUGAAGCUGGACCCGAAAGAGUUGAACAAUCACAUCAACACUAUACUGCUGCAGCUCGAUGUCACCAAAUUUUUAGCCACAUGUGAAGCUAAAGGACGCCAAACGGUCACACUGCUACCGAAGAUUUUUCGUGAAGCAUCCCAACUGCCAACACUGUUUGGUUCGAGCCACGAUAAGCUGCAGCUUGCCAUUUUAACCUUAGUUUGUGGUCAAAAUGUGGAAGAAGCCUUCGGUCUUUCCUACAGAAUCAUUCAAGACUACAAUCUCGACAUGCAGCGGGUGUAUGCGCUGACGGCGAAAUAUUUCAUCAACCAUAGCAAAAUUGAGGACGUCGGCAAACUGCUGGACGUGAUCGUCGACAAUGAAGGCAGCACGGGUGCAACCGAACCGACGGUAACAGUGAUCUGUGACGAGAUCGUGCGCGUCUCGGUGGACGUUGCGAUCACCCGGCACGGAACUGGCGUGCAUACGAAGGUUGCACUGGAGGCAUUGAUCAAUCGGGCAAGUUCGGUCGCGGUACGCAUACACUGUUACAUCGUGUCCGGUCAGCUGAAGGCCGCUUACUUGCUAGCGAACCGGCAUCAGCGCACGGGUGACAUACGGAAAAUUUUACGCCAAGCCGAAUUGCUCGGUCAGAUGCAUGUGAAGCGGCUGUGUGAGGCACGAUUGAAUCAUCCGGAAAACAGUGCGUCUUAAUGCGUAACCCCCUGGCAUCGUGAUAAGCAGGAAACAAGUGAUAUAUAAUACAUAUUAGAAGUAUAAUAAGGCACGAGAAGUAAACAAGCUAACAUUGUAACUCAUUAACACAAUACGGCAUGAAAGGUUAGUUUAAUUGUAUUAGGCAACCUUGGACAUACUCGUCGUCAUUGUGUGCAUUUCAAAUGUUCACAUUUUAUGAGAUCGAUCGAUCGACACCAACAUAAUAUAUAGUCAAAAUGGCGGAUGAACGAUCGCCGGUCAAAGCUAAAACUAUUACUUUUGGACAAGUAUUAAACUAUUUCGAAGUCUAUUUACCGUUUGUCUGUUAAACUGUUAUCAAAUGAGCUUAUCAUCGAUUGCACAACAAAGCAAAUCCAAUUAUAAAAAUGUCGUCCAUUAUAAUGUGGAAGAAAAAAUCAUACAAAAAAUAAAACCAAAAAUACAGAAACCAA